AUGUCAGUUGACCCUUCUAAUAGGGGUAUCAAAGUGAACCCUUUAUACGACCUCGUUAUUAAAGUGAACCCUUCAUACAACCUCGUUAUGAAAGUGAACCCUUUAUACGACCUCGUUAUUAAAGUGAACCCUUUAUACGACCUCGUUAUUAAAGUGAUCCCUUUAUACGACCUCGUUAUUAAAGUGAACCCUCUAUACGACCUCGUUAAUAAAGUGAACCCUUUAUACAACCUCGUUAAUAAAGUGAACUCUUUAUACGACCUCCUUAUUAAAGUGAACCCUUUAUAUGACCUCGUUAUUAAAAUGAACCCUUGUUACGACCUCGUUAAUAAAGUGAACCCUUUAUAUGACCUCGUUAUUAAAGUGAACCCUUUAUACGACCUCGUUAUUAAAGUGAAACAUUUAUACGACCUUGUUAUUAAGGUGAACCCUUUAUACGACCUCAUUAUUAAAGUGAACCCUUUAUACGACCUCAUUAAUAAAGUGAACCCUUUAUACGACCUCAUUAUUAAAGUGAACCCUUUAUACGACCUCGUUAAUAAAGUGAACCCUUUAUACGACCUCGUUAUUAAAGUGAACCCUUUAUACAACCUCGUUAUUAAAGUGAACCCUUUAUACGACCUAGUUAAUAAAGUGAACCCUUUAUACGACCUCGUUAUUAAAGUGAACCCUUUAUACGACCUCGUUAUUAAAGUGAACCCUUUAUACGACCUCGUUAUUAAAGUGAACCCUUUAUACGACCUCGUUAUGAAAGUGAACCCUUUAUACAACCUCGUUCUUAAAGUGAACCCUUUAUACGACCUCGUUAUUAAAGUGAACCCUUUAUACGACCUCGUUAUUAAAGUGAACCCUUUAUACGACCUCGUUAUUAAAGUGAACCCUUUAUACGACCUCGUUAUUAAAGUGAACCCAUUAUACGACCUUGUUAUUAAAGUGAACCCUUUAUACGACCUCGUUAUUAAAGUGAUUUCAAAAGAAAUUUAUUAG
This is a messenger RNA of Lottia gigantea (owl limpet), 987 nucleotides long. RefSeq lists its product as hypothetical. Bases 1 to 987 code for a protein of 328 amino acids. Lineage: Eukaryota; Metazoa; Mollusca; Gastropoda; Lottiidae. The transcript has a single exon. The record is from RefSeq and is a predicted model, not a curated record.